UGAUGAAUAAUUUCUUUUUCUAAUCACAACUAACAUUUACUAAUGGCAAACAGUAAGAGAUGUGUACAAGCAAUAAGUGAGGUAGAAAAAAUUUCUAUGCGUAUAUAAAUACUUAAGCACAGCUACUAGACCUACAAAGAAUUUGUUUUAAGCAUAAGGUUACUCAAAAUAAUGACUACGACAACUUCAGAAAAAGACGAAAUGCAACAAUAUGCAGUUGACAGAACUCUCGAAGCUAUGAAUAUGUACUUCUCAUAUGACCAAAUAGGUGAACAUAUAUCGAAAGCCUUCAGUUCAAAGUAUUGUGGAAAUUGGCAUUGUAAAGUUGGUAAAUCAUUUGGAAGCUUCGAUACAUUCAACUCUGAAUACAUUUUCUCAUAUUUUGUUGAAAAUUUGGCUAUCAUACUUUACAAAGAUGACUGAUUUAUCUUAAAGACUUUUCUGUGAUCAUGUACACACUGUAAAUAGAAAAGCAUUUAUAUAAUACUCAUUGUGUUUAAAUGAAUACAUAAAGUUAUUUAUUCAUGAACGA
This is a messenger RNA of Heterobilharzia americana, 532 nucleotides long. Lineage: Eukaryota; Metazoa; Platyhelminthes; Trematoda; Strigeidida; Schistosomatidae. The record is from the annotation of a GenBank genome assembly.